Physcomitrium patens is the source of this 3871-nucleotide messenger RNA. RefSeq lists its product as uncharacterized. The record is from RefSeq and is a predicted model, not a curated record. NCBI's taxonomy places the organism in Eukaryota, Viridiplantae, Streptophyta, Bryopsida, Funariales, Funariaceae. Gene Ontology annotation, molecular function: nucleic acid binding; ATP binding.
ACCAACGGCAUGGAAUCGCCUUCGGGACGAUCUUUGCCUCAAUCCCGUCACGCUUGGCAUUGACACUCUUGAGAAUUCCCUACUGCUGGAAUCUGCCACAGCUGCUGUUGGGUUUGCCUCUGGGUUUGGGUUUUGGCUCGCGGCUCUGUGUUCGGAAGGACUCAAUUUGGUGGCGUGGCCAGUCCAUGGCUUAAUCCCGAAUUCGUUAGUCUCCCUUGCGAGAGAGGACUUUCCAAGGGUUGGGAGUUGCAAUGCAAUCCAUGGCAUGCGCGAGGUCGCUUGUGUACCAUGUGGGUGUCGUGGGAGGAUGCCCGCGUCGCGAGACGGGAAGCGCCAGGAAUUUGAGGGGUUGUGGAAUUUGGAAUGGUGGUGGGAUUAUGUGGAAGGCUGUGGAGCAGGACAAGGAGACGGGUGUUUCGAGUCGGCGACAAAUUGUUGCGCAGAGUGCCAGUGGGAGAGGUAGAGGAGACAGGAAUUGGGGUCCACAACGAAAAGGCCCGGGUACUGUGUCGAGAGAUAAUGGAAGAAAGGAAGACGGGACGUAUGGACGUGAGUAUGAUUUUAAGGAGAGUGGGGGAGACGGGGUAGAGAGCUUUGGUAGGGGGCGGGGGCGAGGUCGAGGCGCAGGACGUGGUUACAGAGGUAGGGGUAGUGCGAGAUAUGGCGACCAGAAUUCUUCUUACAGUGACAGAAGGAAGGGUUCUGCGGGAAGUGGGCGAGGGUACAGGGGCUCAGGGCAUAGCAGUGCGAGAGGCAGCGGUAGACGAGGUGGAAGAUAUGAUGCGCUCCGCGAGGCAGCUGACAAGAGGAUGCACCGCGAUGCAUUUGAGGUGGUGGAUGAGGAGACGGGGGAGAAAGUUGUGGUGUGGGGGAUUGAGGACGAAGAUUGCAUGCCACGACAGGAAGACUUGAAAUGGAAGCCUACCACCAUAGUGGCUGCAGGAGAUGUGUCGGAGGAGAGCUGGUACAAGGCUAUGGAGGCCUCCAUGGAUGGUCCCUCUGGUGCUUUCAGUAUCAAAGGCGUGCGGCAAGGAGGGGCUUACGCUGACGAGGAUGACGACGACGAUGUGGAGGACGAUGUUUAUGAAUCAGAUUAUGACGAUGACGACGACGAUGAGGAGGACGACGAAUUCGGUAAUGAGCUUACUGCGAACUUGGUUGAAGAACCUGAAGUGGUUAAACCUGUGAGAUCUGCGAGAAUCAGGGUAUUUGGUCGAGAUUACAAGCAGAAGGACAGUGUGGUGUCUGAAAGUUCAGAGGGAUCGCACUCUGGGCGACAUUCGGUGACUUCUCUUGAUGGAGCUGUGGGUAAUAAAUCUCACCAACUCCCAAUGAACGGCGUCAACAACAGCCAAGUUUUGAGCAGCGACGUUGAUCAAUCUUGGCCCCUUGCUGGUCAGCUUGUAACUGGGAAGACGGAAGAUGGUUACGACAGUACUGUUCCAAGUAGCAGCAACGGAGCUGGAAGAAAGUCUCAAAGAAGUUCCUUGUCUGAGUUCAGUUCUGUGGACAGUGUACAUUCUGAAGAGGAUGCUGAUCAGCAAUGGCCACCAGUCGGAACCCUUUUCUCUGCAGGCUCGAGUGACUCGUCUCCUUCUGAAGCAUCUGAUGAGGACGUCAGCGUCCGUGGUGACGAGAGUAGUUCUUCCGCCGGAGGAAAUGGUGAAUCGCUGGGUUGGCCACCAGCAGGGUUGGUUGGCAAGGGUGGGGUCUCAUCAGACGAGGUGAGCGAGGCAAGCUUUGAGAGCGAGUCCACAAACGAGAGGAGUCAACGAAGUGUUUGGAAGGACGUAAAGAAAGUUGUGAGGGAGGAGGAGUGGGUGCAAGGGGGUAUGAACCCUGGGAUCAUAGAUGUUGACGAUGAUGGUGAUGACGAGUACGAAAGUAGAAGAGUUGCAGACCGGAAAUCCGGUGAGUCCGUCCCCGUGCGGUCCAGUCUGUUGGAUGAGCUGAGGUUGCAAACGCAGCGGAAGCUGGCAAGUAAAACUGUGAACGAGGACGUGGAAAAAGUUGCGAGAAACAAAGAGAUGAGCAGGGCACAAGCGGGUGGGAGAAGUGAGGAGGAGUCGAGUAACGUGACGGUGGUGAAACCACGGGGGUUCAGGGAUUUGAAGGCACGGAGCAACUAUGAUUCGAGCUUGGCUGCAGAGUUCUUCAGUACGAAAUCGUUGAAGGGGUUGGGUGCUUCGGAGGAGGUGAUAGGUGCUCUAUCGGUGCUUCAAAUAAGGAAACCGUCUGCAAUACAGGCCAUGGCAUUCAAGCCAAUAUUGGACGGACAGAGCUGCAUUGUUGCCGAUCAAACAGGAUCAGGAAAAACCCUUGCGUACUUAGCCCCACUCGUUCAGAAGUUGCGUGCAGAGGAGGAAAAAGGUGGCUCGAAGCAGCUGAAUAAGAAGCCUAGGGUCCUCGUGUUGGCGCCUACCAGUGAGCUUGCAGUUCAGAUACUCAAUGUUUGCCGAGCGUUUUCAAGAGGCGGAGCCCCCUUCAGGUCCCUCGUCCUGACAGGUGGAUUCAAAUGGAAGACUCAAGUAGAAAGCCUGGCACAAGGAGCUGACGUAGUGAUUGCUACUCCUGGCCGUUUCCUUCAACACCUCGAAAAGGGUUCCCUCAAGCUGGACAAUCUUACAACCGUAGUGUUGGACGAAGUAGACAUUCUGUAUGAUGACCAAGAGUUUACAGCAGUUCUGCAAACAUUGGAGCAAGCAGCAUCACGGCGUGUGCAGUAUGUGCAUGUGACAGCGACUCUUCCUCUCGAUAUUCAUGAUAGCCUUCUCACAAGAUACCCCGAUGCCAUCCCAUUGAUGGGACCAACUUUGCAUCGUACAGCUGUUGGCCUUCAGGAGGUGCUAGUGGAUUGUAGUCAAGCGGAUGGAGAAGAGAAGACACCUGAAAAGGCCUUCUUAAGCAAGAAAGCAGCGCUCUUGCAACUAGUAGAUCAAAGACCCGUCUCAAAAACCAUAAUCUUCUGCAACAAGAUUGAGACAUGCAGAGACGUAGAGAAUGCCCUCUACCGGCAUGACCGCAAUGGCACCAAGCUCACGGUGCUUCCAUACCAUGCAGCCCUUUCGCAAGAGGCGAGGCUUGAAAGCAUGCAGCAGUUUCUGGAAUCACAACCUAGCAAGAGUCUAUUUCUUGUUUGCACUGACAGAGCAUCUAGGGGAUUGGACUCCUUCGACGUAGAGCAUGUGAUACUUUUCGACUUUCCUCGUGAUCCAAGUGAGUACGUAAGACGAGUCGGGAGGACUGCCCGAGGUGCGGGAGGCACAGGGAAGGUAUUCGUUUUCGCCCUUGGGAAGCAAGUCGCUAUGGCAAGACGUAUCAUGGCUCGAAACGAGAAAGGACGUCCAAUUCACGAUAUUCCUGGGACUGAUUACGAAACUUGAAGUACCCCAGUCGACCAGUUCGUUUUAUUGUAUUAUCACAUUUCCUCCCUGCCGAUCACCUCUUAGGCAUCAUUUUUAGAUGGGUGUGCCUGCACCGCAUCACAUCAACUUUCAAGUGCAAGGUGAUGGCUCUUUCGCGCAAGCUGUUGUGUUUUGAAGAUGGAUCUUCGUGAAGUGCGUGCUAAUGAGUUGCGAAGUUUAUUAAAAAACUAUUAUACUGAAUGUAUUUUCAUGUAGUGUCCAACUGAUAUCCCCACAUUUGUUGCUUCGACACAUAAUCAUGCCUGACGGUUUUAUGGUUUCGCUGUCUGCAAUACAGUCUAUGACUCCAUUGAUUUAGAAUACCGUGAUGAAAUCCCACACGGGCAAUAGGCCAUUUUUAUGCUUGUUAAGCGGCAGUUUUGUGGAAACCUGAAGCUUCUGGCAUCUUUUUGAUGUAUGAAUCAUUUUUGUGAUCGAGUUAAAUAACAACCUUGAUGAAAUUAGCA